Messenger RNA from Diospyros lotus (date-plum), 1628 nucleotides. RefSeq lists its product as uncharacterized. The transcript is spliced from 6 exons. Lineage: Eukaryota; Viridiplantae; Streptophyta; Magnoliopsida; Ericales; Ebenaceae. The record is from RefSeq and is a predicted model, not a curated record. The coding region runs from base 787 to 1356 and encodes 189 amino acids.
AACUUCGUGCUUCGCUCGUGACGACAGCGAUGCCUCUCCUUCGACAGUGACCGUUGUGGGAAGGGAUGGCGAUGGAUGCUGUAGAUAUCGGGCUAGCCAAAAAAGGCAAGGAUUUUGUUGUUCACUAUUUAGAUGGCGAGCUACGUUGGAGCAGGUAGCUAUCAUCCCCCUCGCUAAAAAUUUGGCUUGGCAAGGGAAGUGGCGACUGCGUGGAGACAACGCAACGAUAAUGAUAAUUACAAUCAUGGCCCCUCGGGCAUAGCUCGGAUGAUAAAAGACGGCCUGUAAUAUGUUGAUGUCAUUUCGGUGGAUCGCAAGUUCGAACCCUGACCUUCCUGAAUCAUAUCCUACGAUUUACCUCCUUCAACAUAAUCAAGAAGCUGAGUGUUGGAACCUUGCAAGGAGGGUCAUCCCAAGAUAAUUACAAUCACGUCCCCAAAUCACUCGACCCAAAUUCCCUUCAGACAAAUCCCUGUUUCUCUCUCGCAUCCAGUUCUGGCCUCCCUCGUCUGUCGUUCUUCUCUGGCAUCGUUCCUGUCCAUCGUCGCUGCCCAGAUCGAGAAGCUGCUCAGGCUGCUGUUCGGUCUUCCUCGCUCCAUUUGUUUGCCCUGUCAUCUCCGGCCUCGUGGCAUCCCCACUCCUGCAUGUUGCUUUGGCCUUGCUGUGAAUUGAUCUUUGAUUCUUUUCUGCUCCAGAAUUUUCAUAUUUGAGAGGAGCUGCAGAGUAACUAAAAUAUUAAUAAGACAAGACAUUCAUUCAUAAACUGUCUUUACAAAUCAAGGAGCCAUGUCAUUUAUGCGGGGUGAUUUGCUUACAAGAACAAGAAAGCUUGUGAAAGGGUUGGCCAAAGCUGAGCCUGCUUGGCUGAAAGCCAUGGAACUGGCCCCACCUGUGACAUUUCCUCGUGCUGCUAGCAAGGUUAAUCAGAUCACUCUCCCUGAAGAUGUGUAUAUAAAGAAGUUCUUUCAAAAGCAUCCAGAUUCUAAGCAUGAAGAUGCUAUCAAGAUCUGUGGAUUUGAUCCGCCUCCAGCCCGUGUAUUUGGUUGCCGGGUUCUUGAGUUAAAGGAACAAGGAGUGAGUGAGGAAGAAGCUAUGGCUGUGGCUGAUAUGGAAUAUCGAGCAGAAAAGAAGGCUAAAAAGAAUGCAUAUGCUAGACUGAAACAUAUUGCACGCCUCCAAGGAAAGAGACCUCCACCGAACCCGUAUCCUAGCGCCAUCAAGGAGAUACAGGCUGAGGAGAGGAAGUAUGUACGCGACCGUUUCUUUGAUCCAAAGAUCUUGAAAAUUGUUGAGAAGAUGAAACAGGACAAGGCAGCAGAAAUGCAAGACAGAAUGAGAGGACGGCCUGGCUGGUAAACCUAGUGUAUUAUUGCUGUUUCUGAAAUUGAGUUCUAAUAAUAUUUCGAGGUCAAUUGACUAUCACUGUCAGAUACUUUCCAAUGUCGGUUGGAUUGUUUAUUUUGUUUGUUGGUAACAAGGAUCAAAGCAAGUGACUUAGAAAUAGUUUUAGAACUAGAAUUAAAAUUUUCUAGCUAUGCGCAGCAAAGAUAAUGUUGCUCAAGAGUUAAGAGCUGCCCUUCCAUUCAAUGGGAAGGGACCAUUUAUACUGAUGUUUCUGGCUUUUAUAA